This is a messenger RNA of Hyalella azteca, 5912 nucleotides long. Its product is annotated as transcription factor SOX-4-like. NCBI's taxonomy places the organism in Eukaryota, Metazoa, Arthropoda, Malacostraca, Amphipoda, Hyalellidae. Gene Ontology annotation, biological process: regulation of DNA-templated transcription; anatomical structure morphogenesis; cell differentiation. The transcript has 2 exons. The record is from RefSeq and is a predicted model, not a curated record. The coding region runs from base 408 to 1733 and encodes 441 amino acids. Gene Ontology annotation, molecular function: RNA polymerase II cis-regulatory region sequence-specific DNA binding; DNA-binding transcription factor activity, RNA polymerase II-specific.
GAGUGCGUUGAGGUGUGACAACUCUGGUAGAGCUCCUGCUUUGAGACGAGGCGAUCGCCGUUCGGGAAGAGGGUGUUGAAAACCCUGCCUGGAGGUCAUCGAGACGAUUUGUUUGGAAAGAACAUUGAUGAGCUUGCAUGUAUUCAUCACGUGCUUUGGAUGGACUGAUCGAAAUGAAUUAAAAGUUGGUUAUUCAAGUUUCGAUUGCAAAGGACGAAAAAUACAAACGUUCGAGGACUAAAAAUUUGCGUCGCAAGGACUGACUGACUGAGUGAGAGCUCGUUUAAAACCGUUAGUGAACUGACUGUGCUGUUAUCUAAUUAUUUCCCUGCAGGACUAACUCAAAGGUUGAGAACUUGUCUAACUGAUCAAAAUUAAUCGAAAACUGACUUGGAAAAUUACAAAUAAUGCUUCCUCUAAGCCCCACUACUAGUGUUAACGGCUCGCCUGAGGUUGUGUUUGGAUCUCAGCUUGUGCAAGCUAACUCUCGCACACCCUACAGCGAUGCUACACAGACAAAGAAGCACAACCCGAACCACAUCAAGCGGCCCAUGAACGCCUUCAUGGUCUGGUCGCAGAUGGAGAGGAGAGAAAUCGUCAAGUUUGCACCCGACACUCACAACGCAGAAAUUUCCAAGCAGCUUGGGAAGCGAUGGAAGCUCCUCACGGAAGAACAACGCCAGCCUUAUAUUCAGGAGGCAGAGAGGUUAAGGCAGCUGCACAUGAAGGAAUAUCCAGAUUACAAGUACAGACCACGUAAGAAAACGAAAUCUGGUAGCGGGCACAACAUGAAAGCCAAUGACUGCGGUAGCAUGGCGCCGUUGAAAAUCGUCGAGAAAGGUCGUGUGAGCAAAGCAAAAGACAGACACGCUCAUCAUUCUAACUCUACUAACAAAUCUUCUGCAAUUCUGAAAGGUUUCAAACUUUCCAUGGACCCUUCCCGGGGAGCUUUUUGCAAUAACACCAUCACAUCUGUUAGCCAUAAUCGACUGAAGUUGAAACUAAAAAUAGAUCGAAAAUUCAAGAAUACCGUUCCUCAAAACACAUACGUUCCAGUUACCCAAUGCACUUCGCCAUCCGAGGUGCCCGCCACUCCCCAAGAAAUACCUGCUUCACCUGAAAGUGCUUCUUUGUAUGAUGACCAAAUGUCGCCCAAGUCAGUUUCCUCUCCAGUGUCCUUCAGCGAAAGUAGUUGUCCAAGUCCUAGGAGCUUGAGUCCCGACUCCGGCAGGCACAGUCCUAUUUUAUACAGUUUUCACACCAUUGGAGGUGACAGAGUGCGGCAGGCAAUUACUUCUUUACCUCCUAGCUUAACCAAUUUGACAAGCUUGGCUAAUCUAACCGGUACAACCAUUAGGAGCGAAAACAUAACCACGAGCAUCAUAUCCGCGAGAGAAUUGGAGAGGUCGGCGGACGACAGCGAUUCCGGCAAAGGAGACGUUCUUCUUGCCAGUCCUGGCAGGACGGUUCGUGAAGAUCCGCUCAUACGCCCAGCUUUCAAGUUGGAACCUCUCGAAAUAAAACAGGAGCCGAUCUCUGGGAUGGACGCUAUAGAUGAUCUCCUCCGAAUGCCUGGCGAGUUCAAGGUAGAAGUAGAUGAACUGAACUCAGACUUGGAUUUCGAUGCAGUUUCAACGUCCUCUGGAUCUCAUUUUGAAUUUUCUGAUGUGUCUGAUAUGCUUAGCGACAUUGGAGUUAGCAAUGAAUGUUGGCCUGCAGAUCUCAAUAUGUAAGACUUAACUUGUAAAAUCACGUCUUCGAACACUUCAAUUUAGUCAACGAUUGUAUGAUUCUGUUUAAUGUACUUAAUCGACGUUAUAUGUGCGAUUCAUCGUAGUCCAACAUAUUCAGUUUGGGCUCAUAUUAAGGAUAGAACAAUCAUCAUUGGGACAAAAAUUGGACUAAUUUUACUAUUAAUCAUAAGUAAUUAGCUAUCUUUACAGAAUGACGCAAAUCCAAUUCAUUUCUCGUGCGUUAAGUUUUCAAUCACCAUUAUUAUCGGCUGAUUAUUUUUGUGACUAAAUCAUCCAUCUUAUCUCAUGUUACUGGGUAACCGAAUUUUGUUUUAAUGGAAUUAGAGGUCAAUUUUCGAUCUAGUCUUUUAUUCUCGUCUAACCUUUGAGUCUACUGCGUUUGCCAACUAAAAGCUCUGCAAGGUUAUAAUCUUUACUGUUCUUUUCGAGCCUGGAACUAUGAGCAGAAGUUCGAUACUCGCUCAUUUUAUUGAAAUAUGACUUGCCCCUGGACUUAAAUGACAGCUCACUUCUUCACUGCCUUUUAUUUUUUUUACCCUGAUUAGUCUGGUUAACAGAGCUUUCUUCAUUUAUAGAAGAGUACGGGUACAUGAAAUUAAGUAACAUUUGGCUUCAUUGUAGCACAGUGCAAAUUUUUUGUUCAUCAGUGGAAGAAGCUAUUCAUUCAGGAGUGGUGGGCAUUUACAGAACACGCAUGCGAGAAAGGCCAUCCAUCCGUCUCGACUGCAAACCAAUUCGUUCUUCGCAUUUUUUAGAGUGUGAUCGUGCUCGGUUUUACUGAGUGCUGUUUUAGUUCACCAUCUCGUUGACACGAUUAACUGCCUCUAAAUUCUUUUGCUCGUUUUGUGUUAUUCAAAGAUGUUUUCACUCACAUCUAUAGAUUUGUUAUUGGCAAUUUUACGACUUUAUUCUAUCAGACCUUCUUACUUUUUGUCUUUUAGAUUCCUGUACAUUGUUCAAUACGUUAUCCUUUAAGGAAUUAAUAGUAUUAUUACCUUUUCGGUGGAAGUUUGCAACUACGACCAACUGUGAAAGACGACGAAAUCGAGAAUAUGAUCUUGAAUAAAAAGAUCCUGGUGUGGUCACAGAUAGUUACUUCAGAACAUAUGACCGUGUAAUAAUAUUUUAAAGUUUUUUUCUCGCUCGUAUCGUUUCAAUGCUAGUUUGGACGUUGUUAUCAAUUGCGAAAUCAGGCGUAAGCGUCUGAAAAUCGAAGGAGUCUCAGUCGGAUCCUGAACAGAAGUGUCACACGACGGCUUCUAACGAUUUGACAACGUUAUGUUGGCUGGUCACGUGUUACCGCGGUAUUCAGCCGUAUUUUUGUCAUCAAUCUUUCCUUAUAUGAUCUCUAACUCAACGGCGAGCAUUCGGGUGUCAAAGUAUGUUGAUGAAGUGACUUAUAUGAAGUGAUGAUAUUCUUCCAACAUUGUACAGUUAUGGAGGAUAAUUAAUAGGGAAUUUGGCGUUUGAUUACUGUUGCAUCUGCAAUCGUUGCUUGCAUGUUACAAUUAUAUACCAGACUGUUGCAUUUUCCGUUUCUUCCUAUCGUUUCUUAAAUGUUCAUCGCAGUUUAGCAUAUAUUUUUAUCGGAACUUUCAAUAACAUUUCGGAAACUUUGAAGUGCUGGCUAUAUUUUUCUUCUCUUAAAAUUAUAAAUUAGGUAAUUCAAUUCCUCAUCGUUUACUAUGAUUUCACAGUGUUCUUUAUAGUAUUUGUUCCAAUUUACUUUUGAAUGAGGAUGAUUAGUGCACUGUGCACGCUUGUUUCUUUUAAAUAAGAAGAGUUUGGAGAUUGUGGGGAAAGGAUUUAACGAUAAGUGAAGGUAAUUCGCCAAGGAUGGAGGAGAUUGUUCCUGGCAUAUUGAGCUGGCGAGCGCUAACGACUUUCCAUCCUUGGUGUCAAAGAUGAAUUUUGUAUUAUUAGAGAUGGCGUUAGUAGAUUAACUGUGCAUCAUACUUCAUUGUUGUUCUUUUUCAUAUACAUCAAAUAAUUAGUGUAUUAUUAAAUAAUAAGUGCUAUACAUUUAGGAUUUUCCAAUUUGUAUUUGUGACUGUCAAUGUCUGAUAGAAAAAUGGUGAAAAGUCGAAUGCAACAUUCAAAUUCAUUUUUGUAGUUCAAGAAUAAUAGUAGCCCAAAUACUAGUCUGCCUCCCAACCCUGUUAUAUAAUUGUGGCUUUCUGAUCGAAGAAUAAGGAUUUAUUUUUUCUAUUAUACAACGGAAAGCGAAUGUUCUCAGUUUGUGUUUCCUGUCCCUCAGUAUAAAAUGAAUUGAAUUUUUCUUCUCAUUGUUCAGUUCGAUUCUGUCAAACGAACAGGAAAUCGGGUGAGUAUAUACUCGUAUCUGAAUACAAAUUCAUGCUCUACACAUAAAAUCCGAACUUCAUUUGCUUACUAAUUUGUUUCGUAUUAUCCGUAGAUGAUUCAGACCAAAAAAUCGAUUGCUUUGAAAAUGGCACACAAAACCUAAAGAACUGUGAAAUAUAGUUUUAUAGGCCUGAUAAUCGUGGUCCUUCUGUAUAGUUCAACGAUAUUUUGAUGAUGAAAGACUUAUUUGCUCACUCCAGUGUCGUUUUCUGUCAGUAUAGUACUGGAGUUCGCGGUUUCAAAUAACACAACUUUUGCCAGUUAAAUUUCUGAUUUUGUUUUAAUGUUCUCACUUCACGCCCGUCAUUCAAACUCCCGUCCGAUCGUCUAUUGAAGGCCGCGUUGGACGAAAUUUUCGUGCCCGAUACACUUCUACUUCUGAAAUAAUAAUAUUGGAGCCUUAUAUACUACACUUUCAUGCUACCACCAGUAGCCUCGAAAUUCGGGUACGUGAUUCUAAAUAUUUUUAAAUGCGUGAAAAUUAAUUAAUUGGAUUAUCAUUGCUGGCUGUCGUUGCUUUAUUUGAAGCCUUUUUGUGCUAACAAUUGAGACGCCCUUAAGCUGAAGAAGUCAAUUGGCUUGUAAACAUUCAAGUCGUUUAACUUUUUUCCGUGUGUGGCGACAGGUUGUGCACUCAAUCGCUGAAUGAUUUCGGCUUUUGGAGAGCUCCAUUUAUUUAAUAGUCGAGGAGUGGGGCGUCCCUCCUUUCAAGUACAAACGAGGCUUUAGAUCCUGAUCGUCUUCAUGCCUCUCAUGCUUCAACUUUUUUAGUGUGCCUACCUGUUUGCGUUCCAUGUUUUGGCGCCUCUAGUUGACCAUUACGCGAUUUUUUAAAGCGUGUGUUCUCGAUGUUGCAAAUUCAAUUGCUAGGCGUGACAACAACUGUCUCCGGAGAAGUUGGUAAUGUUCCUCCUAUUUUCGAAGGAAUUAAAAUUUUUUGUUAUGUAAUCGGCUGUUUAUUAUCACUUCCAAUGUGAAUUUUCUAAAUCUAGACAGUCAUGAUCUUUGAUGUUGUUUCAACGUAAUGAAUAGACAAUAGCUGAUGAAUUUAAUUUCGCAUAUUAUAUUGGAUUUACGUAAGUCUUAAUUAAAAUAUGCAGUCGUAAAUCAUACAAAGCUUCAAGUUUCCGUUUAAGGUUUUUCUAUUUCUCGAGUGUCAAAAAGCUUCACUUGGUCUUGUUGGACAUUGUAAAGCACAGCACAGAUCAACUUUGUUCGCACGAAAUUUGACUUUGAAAUAUAACUUGUCAUAUAUGAGCUCAUACGAGUUUCUAGAUGAUAUUAUUAUGUACCUCUCAACAAUUUAAUUGCGAUGUUAAUUGAAACGAGUCAUUAAAAUUUUUUUCUCCCGUUUAUUAUCUGGACUAUUAUUCACUUUUGUGUUGCGCUCUUCUGUCACGUCAUAGAGAGCCAUUGAAUUUAUGUAAGCAAAUGAGUGCUGUAUCGAUGCUCGGCACCCGAACGGCAAAACUUGAAUUUCGACUUUUCGUUCAAUAUUUUGCUUAAUUGUCCAUAAUCCUUCCAUAGAUGAUAGUGUCUUUGUAAGGACUGAUUAAAACUGACACGGACUGCUUAUAAUUGUGAUGUAUACUCAGUUAUUAUUAGUUGAUAAUUGACCAUUAUUGUUGUUGUUAAAUAAUGCUGUUAUUGUUAAUGUUAUAUAGCCACUUUUGUAGACUUCAGCAUCCACCAGCUCAUGCUCCUUCGCAAUCAUUGCAAACUACAUUGAACUCUGCCACCUCAUUUAAAUCAUGUAAUAGCUUAUUUUAUUCAAAUACAAGUUGGAAGACUUCA